Molecule: messenger RNA, 2006 nt
Organism: Manihot esculenta (cassava)
Lineage: Eukaryota; Viridiplantae; Streptophyta; Magnoliopsida; Malpighiales; Euphorbiaceae
Product: ACT domain-containing protein ACR3
Exons: 8
Coding region: 506-1858 (450 amino acids)
Source: RefSeq, a predicted model, not a curated record
UUGUUUCCUGGGCAUAUGAGUAGGACUGCUUGUUAUGUCUAUUGCAUUGAAAGCUAUAAAUCUUGUUCUAUGUUCAAUGCUUUUAAAUGCAAUAGCCAUUGCUAUGCAACAAUGUUGUCCAACUACAUAUGGCUAAUUAAUAUGGAGUUUGUUUGUUUUAUCAUCAGUUGUUUUCCACAUGUCUAUGAUUGAAGGGUGGUCCUGCAACUCAUUUACUACUGCACGAAUCUAUUUCCCUUUGGAAUACAAUCAUAAAAGCACUCUUCUCUAUUGCAUAUCGCUCCAUAAACAUCUGUGGAGGACAAUGCUUAAAUGGAUUUUUAUGGUGGAAGAGACUAAUAUUUGAAUGCCUAUGGCAACAAAGUUGCAUCAUGCAAGCCACAUCUAGAAAGUUGUCUUUUUAGAUUUUUUUUUAUUUGGUUGGGAUUUGAACUUGAAGCCUUACUAUUCGUGGAAACAACUCUUGUGUCAGACAAGAUAUCUGCUGGUUGAUUGGAGAAAGAAAAUGAAUUCAAUGGCUAAAGUUUGUUGGCCAUACUUCGACCCUGAGUACGAGAACUUGAGCACUAGAAUCAAUCCACCAAGGGUAUCAGUUGAUAACACUAGUUGCAGUGACUGUACUCUAAUAAAGGUGGACAGCAUGAACAAACCAGGGAUUCUGCUAGAAGUCGUGCAAAUUCUAACCGAUCUUGACCUCAUCAUCACCAAAGCUUACAUCUCCUCGGAUGGAGGAUGGUUUAUGGACAUAUUUCAUGUCACUGACCAACAAGGAAAGAAGAUUGUCGACAGUAAAACCAUCGACUACAUAGAGAAGGCUUUAGGUCCAAAAGAGUACAACAAAGGUGAAUUGAAGGCUUGGCCUGGCAAACGGGUGGGAGUGCACUCUGUUGGUGAUUACACAGCCAUUGAACUCAUCGGCAGAGAUCGUCCAGGUCUUUUAUCUGAGAUUACUGCUGUCCUUGCCAACCUUCACUUCAAUGUGGUUGGUGCUGAAGUUUGGACGCAUAAUAGACGGAUAGCAUGUGUUGUUUAUGUCAAUGAUGACACUACAUGCCGUGCUGUGGAUGACCCAAACAGAUUAUCGGUUAUGGAGGAGCAGCUUAAGAAUAUUUUACGCGGGCAUGAGGAUGAUGAGAAAGAAGCUCGCACCAGCUUCUCCAUGGGGUUCACCCAUAUUGACCGAAGGCUGCACCAGAUGUUUUUUGCAGAUAGGGAUUAUGAAGGUAGCGGAAUGGCAAGUGAGGUUGAUUAUCCUCCCUCCUUCAAGCCAAAGAUCACAGUUGAGCGUUGCGGAGAAAAGGAGUAUUCGGUGGUUAGUGUUUGGUGCAAAGAUCGAGCAAAAUUGCUGUUUGACAUUGUGUGCACACUCACAGACAUGCAAUAUGUUGUUUUUCAUGCAACAAUAUCGUCUGAUGGCCCCUAUGCCCUGCAAGAGUAUUAUAUCCGUCACAUGGAUGGUUGCACACUUGAUACUGAAGGAGAGAAAGAAAGAGUCAUCAAAUGUCUUGAAGCCGCAAUUCGGAGAAGAGUAUGCGAGGGUCUGAGCUUAGAGCUCUGUGCAAAGGACAGAGUAGGCUUGCUGUCUGAAGUAACAAGAGUUCUGAGAGAGAAUGGAUUAUCAGUUUCAAGAGCCGGUGUAACGACAGUCGGAGAGCAAGCAAUGAAUGUAUUUUAUGUGAGAGAUGCUUCAGGGAACCCAGUGGACAUGAAAACAAUCGAAGCUCUUCGUAAAGAAAUCGGACACACCGUGAUGCUCAAUGUGAAAAGACCUACUGCUAGUGCAAGGGAACCGGAAUCCAAAGGAUGGGCGAAAACAAGCUUCUUCUUUGGGAACUUGUUCGAAAAGUUCUUGGCUUGAGAAACAUGUCCAUAUGAUAAAAUGUAACAGAAACUUUGAACUGUAUAGAACAAUAAAAUAUGGGCAAGGCUUGUAAUUGUAUACCUGUUUGUGUACUUAAGGCAUGAAUAUAGCUUGCAAGCUAAUGAAGUUAGUGCUUUUUGUUUUU